This is a messenger RNA of Hevea brasiliensis (rubber tree), 825 nucleotides long. RefSeq lists its product as uncharacterized. Lineage: Eukaryota; Viridiplantae; Streptophyta; Magnoliopsida; Malpighiales; Euphorbiaceae. The record is from RefSeq and is a predicted model, not a curated record. The transcript is spliced from 6 exons. Bases 190 to 402 code for a protein of 70 amino acids. Gene Ontology annotation, biological process: protein secretion; intracellular transport.
UAUUUUAUAAUUUUCCCUACAAUUACUUGCUACUUUUUAGUUUUUACUGCAUUCACUUAUUGGCGUCGAAGCAGAAAAGUUGGCUCCUUUAUCUCAGCUUCUCUGCGAGCUCCGGCGAAGUCUGGAUCCCAAAUCUAGCAGUUUUUCGCGAUUUGAAGGAAUAAAAGCGAUCGUUUUGAGGAUCAAAGCAUGUCUGCACUCUUCAAUUUUCAUUCGUUUCUUACGGUUGUGCUAUUGGGAAUUUGUACUUGCACUUUUGUGAAGAUGCACUUUCCGGCAAUCCUAGAACAGAGAACGGGGUUUCGUGGGUUUUUCUGGAAAGCUGCCAGAAUAGGUGAGCGUUUGAGUCCCUGGGUGGCUGCAGGAUGCCUCACAAUGGGCAUGUCAAUAAUAUUUUUCUAAGAAGAAGCAUCUUAUCUGUGUAUUUGGAAACACCGUUGAAUUGAUAUAGAGCACUGCCAGUGUAGCAGCAUUAUGCUACAGCAACAUCGUAUAUUGUCUGAACUCUGAUGGUUACGCUCCUCUUUUUCUCGUCGCAAGAGCCAAAAGAGGGUAUCCUCGUUUUUAUCGAAGGAACUGUCUUGUUUGGAAAUAGAGUGAGCCUGUAUAUUGAGGUGACAAUUUAGAGUCCUAUGCAUUUGAUCUUGAAGUGAUCAUCAUGUGGAAUGAAACUUAAGAAUAUAUAAGAUCCAUUUUUAUCUUGAAACCUAUUUACAGUAGGGAACAUUAUAUGUACGCAUCUUAAUCCUAGGUUCUAACUGAGGUGCAUAUGCGUACAUUCAGUCCUUGUUUUGAAAUUAUUGCAUGGGAUGAAAAUUUAUAUUA